This is a messenger RNA of Polyodon spathula (Mississippi paddlefish), 2112 nucleotides long. RefSeq names its product leucine rich adaptor protein 1-like. Bases 505 to 1095 code for a protein of 196 amino acids. Gene Ontology annotation, biological process: positive regulation of canonical NF-kappaB signal transduction. Lineage: Eukaryota; Metazoa; Chordata; Actinopteri; Acipenseriformes; Polyodontidae. The transcript is spliced from 2 exons. The record is from RefSeq and is a predicted model, not a curated record.
GGAAGCGCAAUGAGUUGUCUGCUGCUGCAUGUUGAAGCAAGCAAGCUCUGUCCCCAAACAUAGACGGUUUAUUUCAGCUGUAACAUCAGCAGCAACAGUCACAGAUGUAAAACCAACAAUAGCUCAGUUAAGGGACAAACACCUGGCGCUCUCCAGGGUCUCCAGCAAGGUGAAGCAGCCAGAUUUUAAAUUUCAUGUCUUUGUUUUAUUGCGCGUUUUGUUUAUUUAUUUUAAAUCCAGCUGGAUAAAAUAAACGUGUUUUUUUUUUUUUCCUUUAUGCUGAUGUUAAAUGUGUUAUGUUUACUAUUACAGUAAACUAUUGAUCUGCAACAAGUACUUAAUAUUUAAUCUGCUCUAGUGUUUGAAGGGUGGUCAUUUUGUGAUGACACAUAUUGAACAGCAUUCAAAGCCACAACGCAACGUUAUUAUUAUUAUUGAAAGAGUUGAGUUUUGUUUUUAUUAUUAUUUUUUGAAAGAGCUGAUUUUUUUUUUUUUUUCUCAACGAUGGAAGAUUACGUUUUACCAGAUUUUAAGGACAUCGAGACAAAGGUGGGGCGCAGAGUUCCUGAAAGUCUUGUCAGAUCAUUCAAAGAGCGUCAAGAGACAAGGGACGAAAUACCUGCUUUAUCAACUACCUUAGUGAACGUGUCUGAAUCGAGUGCACUGAAAAGCCUGGGGACCAAGAUGCAAGUUUUAAAGCAAGAGAUGGCUCAUCUCAGGGCGAUAGACAUCAAGCUGAUGCACCAGUUGCUCUCAAUUAAUGAAGGCAUUGAGUCAAUCAAGUGGAUGAUGGAGGAGAAGGGUGCCAUAGCAAGCAGAGAGAGCAGCUUAGCCGGCAGUCUGUACAGUCUGUCAGAGAGCCAGGACACAUCUCUCCGAGGGAGCUGCAACAGCUUACAGGAUGGCAGUGACGGACUCGAUGGCAUCUCAGUUGGCAGCUAUCUUGAUACCUUGGUGGACGACAUUCCAGGCCAUACUUCCCCAUCAGAUCUAGAUCACUUCUCAGACGGACCAAUAAUAGAUUCUUUCGAAAGGCCUUCUUUGUAUAAAAACACUAAAAUCGAUUCUGAUGAGUACUACUGUUUUGGGAUGUGAAGAAGUUGAAAUAAAGAUAACAAACAUAUGCUAACUCUCAUCUUAUUCUGUUUUUUUUUUAAUGUUUAGUGCUCUUGCUGCUCGUUUUGUUUAUUUACGGUCUGUAACAGGGACCAGCCUUUAUAUGUACAUGAUGUAUUAUACAAAGACGAGCCAUUGACCUGUUUUGUUUAAUUCCUUUUGUUUCAGUCCUCUGUGCCCAGCUAAUUAAGCUGAUGCGUGGGUGUUUUUCCAUUUGCAAUGCUGGUUUCAAAUGCAGUUGUGAAGGAAACCAAUGUUUAUGCCAACAUACUGUACUGCAUUUUAAAACAUGAUGUCUGACUUUCUGAAAGUCUGUUUCACUGCCUUGUUCUUUUCAGUUUAACAGUGUAUUUGUGGUUGUGGCUUCAAAGCAUGUUAGUCAGUAGGAGAAGCUGCUGGUUAGUUAAUGGCAGAAACCGAGAUCUCAAAGGGGUGGGGCAAAUACACACUGAAGGCGAAAUGGGCAAGGAAGUGCAUGUCCUACCAGAUAUCAUGUUUUAAAUAAAACGCAUACUCUUCCGAAAACUGCACAUUUUAGAACAUGUAGCAAAUGUGAAUAGUGCAGACAUUUACAGAUGUGCUAGACUGUCUUCCAACUUGGGUUGUAAAUAAUCUUUUAUAAAAUCCUUUGAAAGGAGCAGAUGUAACCAUUUGCAAGUGGAUAUUGUCAUUCAGAUUGAUUGUCUGUCAUUAUGAAUACUGAUUAUCGUAUUUAUUUUUAAAUUCUGGGAAACUAAGUGGGGAGCAGUGUGCAAAAAUUCAAUCUUAACUAUUGUCUGUGAAGACGUCAGUUAUACUUAAAGCUUGUGAUUUUCGGUUUUAACUGAUAAGAUGAUAAAACAAAAAAAAUUUAAUUGUUGUAUAGCCAAUAAACACUGGAAAAAAACCAGAAAAACAGUGGAAAUAGUUACUCAAUUCACGUUGACCGCUUCUUUUCCACUAAAAAGUAAAACCUACUCCAAAAAACAAACAAAAAAAACCUUUCCCAGUGCACUG